Seriola dumerili (greater amberjack) is the source of this 4414-nucleotide messenger RNA. RefSeq names its product oxysterol binding protein like 8 (gene osbpl8). The coding region runs from base 335 to 3091 and encodes 918 amino acids. Gene Ontology annotation, molecular function: cholesterol binding. Gene Ontology annotation, cellular component: intracellular membrane-bounded organelle; membrane; cytosol. The transcript has 24 exons. The record is from RefSeq and is a predicted model, not a curated record. NCBI's taxonomy places the organism in Eukaryota, Metazoa, Chordata, Actinopteri, Carangiformes, Carangidae.
UCGGUGCUAAAUUCACAGUAGAAAAAAUAGCACUAAUCGUGAAGUUAUUUUUUCACUGUACAAACUUUAACAUUGGACCUCCAUGACGCGGCUGGACUGAGGAGGACGCCAGCCAUCACAGGCUGAAGCAGUGAUUACCUCGUAGAAAACAUUAAAACGUCGCCAGCUAACAGUUAGCAGACAGACAAACGUCCCCCAGGACUGGCUGAAUAUUUCCAGCCUGUGUUUUCCCUCCGUGAGCCAGUCAGACAACCCACCGGCAGACCCCCAACGAAGCAAAGAUAUGCAGUUGUCAGAGCAGCGUUGACAGGCCUGACUCUGGUUUAACACGGCCAUGGAGUCCUCCUCUGAGUCCCAACAGGAGCCUGAGAAAACUUUGCACCAUGCAGAGUUGAGAGAGCACCAUGCCACCUCCGCUGCUGUAGUUUGCAGUGAUGACACCGUCCUUCUGACCCCAGGCAGGAUGAGCCAGCGCCAGGUGAAGGAGCGGGAUAAAGAGAGGGAGAAGGAGGCGGGCCUCCAGACGCCCAACAGGGAGCACGUUGCCACCCCUUCAACCCUCAGCCCAGGGGUCAGCUACAGCCACGGUUUCGAGAGAGGGAAGGAGGACCUCUUGCCUCUGCCUUUGAAAGAGGACUCACAUUCCAUAUCUAAGAGCAAGUCUGAAACAAAGCUGUACAAUGGCUCAGACAAGGAUGUGUCCACGUCUGGAGGAAAGCUCACCAAGAAAGAGUCUCUCAAGGUGCAGAAGAAAAACUACAGGGAAGAAAAGAAGAGAGCAACCAAGGAGCUGCUCAGCACCAUCACUGAUCCCUCCGUCAUCGUCAUGGCCGACUGGCUGAAGAUCCGUGGCACUCUGAAGAGCUGGACCAAGCUGUGGUGUGUGCUGAAGCCAGGGGUCCUGCUCAUCUAUAAAACCCACAAGAACGGCCAGUGGGUGGGAACGGUGCUGCUCAACGCCUGUGAGCUGAUCGAGAGGCCCUCCAAGAAGGACGGCUUCUGCUUCAAGCUCUUCCACCCGCUGGAGCAAUCUAUCUGGGCCGUCAAGGGUCCGAAAGGAGAAGCAGUGGGCUCCAUCACGCAGCCAUUACCCAGCAGCCACCUGAUCUUCCGUGCUGCCUCUGAGUCAGAUGGCCGAUGCUGGAUGGACGCCUUAGAGCUGGCCCUGAAGUGCUCCAGUCUGCUGAAGAGGACCAUGAUCCGCGAGGGGAAGGAGGACAUGAGCACAGUCGCCACUGGCGGAGAACACUCCAUUAAUUUCUACAGCCUCCUCCGAGCCCACAACAUGCAUGGCUUCCAGUUCAAUGACAGCGACCAUCUGAAAGACCCAGACUUGUACUCAGACAAGUCAGACCGGGAGGGAGAGCAGGACCACGAGGAGUCAGACCCAGAAGGCCUGGAGAAGAGUGAGGAGAGCGACAGCGACACGUCAGAGCGCCAAGAUGACUCCUACAUUGACUUGGAUCCUAACGAACAUCUGCGGGAAACCCCAUACCUGGAACAGUCCCAUGAGGAACUGGGAGAGGCUGGGGAGGCUGCCCAGACAGAGACGGUAUCAGAGGAGAACAAAUCUCUGAUCUGGACUUUGCUGAAGCAAGUCCGACCUGGCAUGGACCUGUCCAAGGUGGUUUUGCCCACCUUCAUCCUGGAGCCAAGAUCUUUCCUUGACAAACUCUCUGACUACUACUACCACGCAGACUUCCUGUCAGAGGCUGCAAUCGAAGAGAACGCCUACAACCGGAUGAAGAAGGUGGUGAAGUGGUACAUCUCUGGAUUUUACAAAAAGCCAAAGGGGUUGAAGAAGCCUUACAACCCAAUUAUAGGGGAGACGUUUCGCUGCAUGUGGCUCCACCAGAAGACCAACAGCAAGACCUUCUACAUCGCAGAGCAGGUAUCCCAUCAUCCUCCAGUGUCAGCCUUCUAUGUCAGCAACAGGAAGGAUGGAUUCUGCCUCAGUGGCAGCAUCCUGGCCAAGUCCAAGUUUUACGGAAACUCCCUGUCGGCCAUAUUAGACGGGGAGGCUCGGCUCAAUUUUCUCAACCGAGGAGAGGACUAUGUGAUGAACAUGCCCUAUGCCCACUGUAAAGGCAUCCUGUAUGGCACCAUGACCCUGGAGCUGGGUGGCCAGAUCACCAUUGCAUGUGAGAAGACGGGCUACAGCGCUCAGCUGGAGUUCAAACUGAAGCCGUUCCUGGGCAGCAGCGACAGUGUCAACCAGAUCUCUGGAAAGAUCAAGCUGGGGAAGGAGGUGUUGGCUACGUUAGAAGGACACUGGGACAGCGAGAUCUUCAUCAACGACAAGAAGACGGGGACGGUGGACACUUUCUGGAACCCGACACAAGAGCUGAGACAGAGUCGACUGACCCGCUGCACCGUCCCACCAGAGGAGCAGGGAGAGUGCGAAUCAGAAAGACUGUGGCAGCACGUGACCCGGGCCAUCAACAACAAGGACCAGACGGAGGCCACCAACGAGAAGUUCAUUCUGGAGGAAGUUCAGAGGAAGUCGGCCCGCGAGCGGAAAGCCAAAUGCGAGGAGUGGAUCCCUGCCCUGUUUGAGCAGGACUCCAUCACCGGAGAGUGGCAUUACAGAUAUGCCGACACGAGGCCCUGGGAUCCACUCAACGACCUGAUCCAGUUUGAAAAAGACGGCUGUAUCCAGACCAAGGUCCGACACCGCACCCCUAUGGUACGUUCUGGCAGUCUUAUUAGUCUGAGUAACCAGGGGCCGCGGAGGGACAAUUGCAAGUGCCAGGUAACGGUGCCAAAGAGGAAACACAAGAGUGACAAGCCCAAAAGCCCAGAGAGCGGCUGCUCGUCACCUGAACCCGACCGUCAAGACUCGUCUGGCAGCGAACGACAUAAAAGUAAACACAACAGUCGUCUGAGGAAAAAAGGAGCCGACCUCAGUGAACUUCAAAGUGCCAUUGAAUCUAUAAAGCAGACGCAGGAGGACAUUAACAGGAGCAUCAGCGUCCUGCGGAAUCGUGCAGCGGGCCGGGUGGAGGGCGGCUCCUUCCUCCAGCAGCGCGACUACAUCAUCAUCGUUUUCCUCAUCCUCCUUCAGGUCCUGAUCAACUAUGUCUUCAAGUAGCAGCCAUACCCCACGGAGAGAGUGAUGCCCUUAGACACACACACACACACAAACACACAUACACACACACACACACACACACACACACGCACACACGCAGUCUCACACUCUCUGAGCCUUAGGCGUCACAAUGGGGUACAAAGAGACGUGAACUUUCAAAAUAAGUGACUACAACAGUGUCCUCCAACUCUCUUCUUCUCUGUUAAAUCCAACUGCACACGUCCAGAAAAGUGGAGACUUCAACACAAAAGGAGACUUUUUAAAACUCGUAUUUAUUUUGAACCAGUCCAUUCCAAAACUCUUGAGAGGAUCCACAGAUUUCAAAGCGGAGGGGAGCAGCGAUGAGGAGAAGCUGUUGGAGGUGAGAUUUUGGUCUCGACUGCCACUCUGGAGCUUUCUGAUUUGCCUUGAUGUAAGAGGCAAAGACAGCAGCCAUUUUUUUUAGCUGUUCUUUGUUUUGUUUUGUUUUUUGUUUUGUUUUGUUUUGUUUUUUUCCAAUGGAGUGAAACUACUCUGUUGAUUCACAUUUCACCUCAAAUGACAGGGAACCUUUUAACACAGAGACGAAGUCCCACGUCUCAGAUGGUAACAAAGAUAAAAAAAAAAAACUAACUUUAAUUUUAAUGUUUUUUAUUGUUUUGUUUCUUUGCUUGGUGUGUCCUUUGUGAAUAGGGGUCUGCUUGGAACAAAAAGUGUUGAUAAGGGAGAAAAAAAAACAAAGUGGUCCAAAUCUAUGUGAGUUUUAUUUUUUUAUUAUCACAUACUUUCAUAUCGUCUGGGUUUUUAAACGCGUGGAAAUAGAGUCAGAAAGACAAAUAACACAAGUGAUAUUGUCAAAAGGAACAGAAGCUAUAAUUUCUGCUGUAUAAUAAAACUUCACCCUUUGCAUACAAAGUCAAUGUUAAAAAAAAAAAAUUCAGAUGUUUGACAUAACAUCAUUGUAUACUGUAGGUAGCAUGUACAGACGGGAGCGUGGUUAGGACAUUAGCCCGUUGUACAGUGUUUUGUUUUAAGGCACAAAUGCACUGGAAAUGUUUGUAUUGUUAAUACAUUUUUAUCAGUUCAACUUGCGCUGAAGUUGAUGUCACAGAACUUUUAUAUUUCUGCUCUGAGGAGGUCUGGAGGACCAACAAAGAGUUCAGUGACCACUGCCCUAGUUUCAGGUAAAGGGUGUUGGAUAUGUUCAGUGAUUGUAGUGAGACGUUGGCUUUAGCAUGAUAAAACAGGGGUUCACCAAAGCUAAGUGAUGCAGUCUGACGCCCUGUUCAGACCUGGUAUUAACAUCUGUCUCAGGUGAUCACAAGUGGUCAGCUCUAAGACCAC